AUGAGACAGCGUGCAAAUACGACCGGUGACACCACCUCACGGCGUACACUCAAUAACGUAUCUGCGUUUCCCUAUUUUGGCCUGCAGGACGCUGUCCAAUCCUCAGCUGGUAACACAGGCUCUAAGAGAAACAAUACCGCUACUAUCAAUAUCAGUUCGCAGCGGGAGAGGUGGAAGGUCCCUCCCGCUUUCGAUUUUCAGUUGUCAUCUGAACCGGAACAAAUCCCCUCCCCACAUUUUCAAGACUUUAACACAUCCGACAAUGGAACUAUGAUGAUAGGCGUCGCGUUAGGGAGCCCCACGAUGCACAGGACUCAGCAAUCCGGACCGUGGUGUACAGUAUCCACAGCGCUACUAGAUGCCAGGUCGGUAAGAGUGGAAGAUAGAGAUACUGAAAAGUUGAAGCCCAAGGCGACGAAAUGGAAACAAAUCAGCGGCCUCUUCAAAUCGAAGAAUCCAGUGCCUCCCCCCGAUACACCGAUUUACCAAGUUCCACUUAACGAUCGAUCCGUAACCUCCCACGGAGGCCGUGAUUCACCAGAGGAUUCUCAUAUUCGCCCAAACCACGCUUAUCAGCCUUGGGAUGAUUUCCAGAAUAAUAAACUUAAAGAAGCAGGGAAGGUGGAUGGGAGUGUUACGAGACCACCAAAAAAGAUGAAGGAAUCUAAGAAAUUGGUUAAAUAUAUUGAUAUAGAGUCACUGAAAUCUAGCCCGAAGAAGAGUGUUCAGCAAGAUAAACACUUGCCCUUGCUUUCGAAGGAAAUCGCAUCUCUUCCCACCACUUCAUCAGGAGCACCGGAUCUAUGUUCCCCAUUGCUCACAGUUGAUAUCCCUGAUAUCCACCUUGAGAGGUACAGUGUAAUGUUUGGCACCGUACUCGGCAAACCACCCCCUUCGACAUUAUUGGCCAAACGAAGCAGGACUCUUGAUAUGCUGAGGACUCAUGAUGAAGAAGAACUGGGAGGUGGCCUUAUGCCUCCACCUAAACACUUGACAUCUCCGCUUCUAGCCAAGUCGCCGACGUUUACCCUUUUUCCGGCAACACCAACAUCCAAACCGUCUAAGUUACCCAAUGCUUCUAAUUUUACUGUUCCUGGCAAGCCUUUACAGAGAUCCAAUACCGCUCCACCCUCUCCUCGCAGGGUAGUGAACGAGAUUAUCGUCCCUGCAAAGGAUAUUCCUAUCCCGACCCCCCAGGCAAGAAUGUCAUCCCUGCCAACGUCUUCAAGCUCUCAAAGCCAAUGGGCGCCGGAAGGGUCAUCAUUUUUAUCAACUGGAUCAGGGUCGUCGUCGACGUCGGAUGACAGCGACUCUUGCAGAGAGGAUGAGAUCAUAUUAUUCAACUUUAAACAUGCUCGUAUCAAAACUCCCGAUGAUAAUAUUUGGGAAAUACUCAAUCCUAGAGUGCGCGUUGAGUUACCCUCUACGACUCUAAAAGACCCUGGACGAACACUCCAAAAAGAACAAUCGGAGGGACCUGAUUCUUCGAAUGGCGCCGCCAAGGUGAAAGCUCGAAGUCAUUUACACAAAUCUGGAACAAAGUUGAGGCCUGAACCCGAGUCCAAAACACAGGUGAAUUAUUCCACUUCAUCCCAAACGAAAUCAGAAACGAAAUCGGGAUCCAAGUCCUCAACACCUCAACCGCUUCACUCCCACCCGACCGUUGACCAACUGGCGAAACCCCCGCCUCCACCCCCCCAGCGAAAGCCUCCCCCAGUACCCUCAGACCCAGCUGCUGCCCUUCCUCCAAAAAUGGUCACAUCCCUUUCCAAGCAACCUCCACCCAAUACAAGAUUAAAAUCAAAGUCCCUUUUACCACCUAGAAAUGCAGUUAGGCAUAAUCCCCCUGCCGUCGCUGUCGCGCGAACUGCCGAGAUAUCUGUUGCCCGCUCAAUUUCUGUGGCAAAGCGAACAAAGCAGCAGAUGACUGUUCCCAUAAGCGCGAUGCGGAGUGAUUCUCUUCUCUGUGAUGAUGAGCGAUUUGGUGAGAAGAGGGCGGUCGUGCCUACGCUAAUAUCCGUGCCGAAGGGGCAUGGGCGGGGGAGGUCGCAGCAGGCUCCAAUUGAAAUUGUGUAG
Molecule: messenger RNA, 2076 nt
Organism: Paracoccidioides brasiliensis Pb18
Exons: 2
Coding region: 1-2076 (691 amino acids)
Source: RefSeq, a predicted model, not a curated record